Messenger RNA from Cricetulus griseus (Chinese hamster), 352 nucleotides. The record is from RefSeq and is a predicted model, not a curated record. Lineage: Eukaryota; Metazoa; Chordata; Mammalia; Rodentia; Cricetidae.
AUGUCUGCGCAUCUGCAAUGGAUGGUUGUUCGGAACUGCUCCAGUUUCCUGAUCAAGAGGAAUAAGCAGACCUACAGCACUGAACCCAAUAAUCUGAGGGCCUGCAACUCCUUCCACUACAAUGGGCAGAUUCACUGCAAGACUGUGGAGCCCGCAGCAAACGGCAAAGGGGUGGUGGUGGCUAUGAAACACUGAUCCGGUCAGCGAAAACCAGCCACAUCUUACGUAAGAACCACCAUUUACAAGAAGGCACGGGCCACCCUCUCAGCAGCAUCAGGCACAUGCUCCGAAAGAACAAGUACCGCCCCAUCUGUGCAUGGAAGCCAUUCACAGGGCCAGUGCCAUCCUGUGA